Messenger RNA from Ictalurus punctatus (channel catfish), 3235 nucleotides. It is a transcript of the gene znf277, whose product is annotated as zinc finger protein 277. The transcript has 12 exons. The record is from RefSeq and is a predicted model, not a curated record. Bases 45 to 1367 code for a protein of 440 amino acids. Lineage: Eukaryota; Metazoa; Chordata; Actinopteri; Siluriformes; Ictaluridae.
GUUAAGACGCGCUUAGAGGCGUCACGUGACUGUGUUGCUUCAAGAUGGCGGAUGGGAAGGCGAGUACUGAGCUAACAGGUGGGCAGGAUUGUAUUCUGGAGCCGCUGUGCUUUCCUGAGCAGCUGACUGCUUGCAUUAAUGUCUCCUCAACGGACCAAGGCUGCCUGGUGUGCUGUGUCCUGUGCUCACACACAGCUCCUCUCUCGGAUAAAGACCAGCUCCUGAAACACCUGCUGCUGGAGCACAAGCUGGUCAUCGCUGACAUCAAACUCAUCGCUGAUUUCCCAAUGUACAUGCUUUACUGGAAGAAAAGGUUUACAGAGCAGCCCAUCACAGACUUUUGCAGCGUCAUCAAGACCAACUCUGAAGGACCUGCCGAGCUGCAGGAGUACUACUUCCUCCUGUGUGACGUUCUGCCAGAGGACCGCAUCCUUCGAGAGGAGCUCCAGCAGAAACGAUUGGAGGAGGUUCUUGAACAGCAGCAAAAGGAAAGAGACGAUACCAGCUUUCAGCGGAGCUGCAUUUUCUGCAAUGAAGAAUUUACCGGAAACAGGUCUGUGCUGCUUAACCACAUGGCCAGAGAGCACUCGUUCAGCAUCGGCCUGCCCGACAACAUCGUCUACUGCACACAGUUCCUUGAUACACUGGAGAGGAAACUGGACAAUAUGCAAUGUCUGUACUGUGAGAAAAUCUUUCGAGACAAGACGACCUUGAAAGAUCACAUGAGAAAGAAGCAACACAGACGCAUCAACGCCAGCAAUCACGACUAUGAUCGCUUCUACGUCAUCAAUUACUUGGAGCUGGGGAAGACCUGGGAGGAGGUACAGUCUGAGGAUGACAGGGAGCUGCUGGAGGAUGAAGAUGAUGACUGGUCCGAUUGGCAGGCUCACCCAGUGUGUGCUGUGUGUCUGUUCUGUGAGCAGCAGGAGGAAACUAUGGACAAGAUCUACACCCACAUGCAGGAAGCUCAUCAAUUUGACCUCCAUAAAUUAAAAACAGACCUCAACUUGAAGUUUUACCAGCAAGUCAAACUCGUGAACUUCAUCCGCCGUGAGCUCCACCAGUGCCGCUGUCAUGGCUGCCAGAGGAAGUUCAAAACCAAAGAGGAAGUGGUGCAGCACCUGAAUGAGGCCGGUCAUGUGAUGCAGCUUCCAGACAGCAGACACUGGGACCAACCACAGUACUAUUUCCCAACAUACGAGAACGACGCUCUCCUCACGGCUCUGUCUGACAGCGAUAGUGAGUGUGAAGGACCUGAACGGAGCUCAGACGUCCCUGUGUUCGCCGAGGACAUCUCCAGCCUGAAGGCCUUAAAGCAGAGCAGUGUGCUGAACAAACUCCUCAAGAAUGUAGGCAGCACCAACUAAAAUCCAUCCAACAUGCAUAGAUUUUACUGCUCUUUUGCACUGGAAAUGCUGACUUCAUGAGUAUGGUGCCUCGUUCACAACAGCAAAUAUCUGCACAAAAACAUAGCAGACUCUGUUUCUGCUGCUGUAAACUGAGAAUCAGAGAGUGAUUUUACACACACACACACACACACACACACACACACAUAUAUAUAUAUAUAUAUAUAUAUAUAUAUAUAUAUAUAUAUAUAUAUAUAUAUAUAUAUAUAUUUAUAUUUAUUUAAAAAAUCAGGUUUUUCAGAAAACAAAGUUUUGCAGGGAUGCUUCAAGGACAGGAGCACAGCAUUAUUAUCAGCAUGCAUCAAGGAAAUUCAUGCAAGUAUAGUUUCUCAUACACACUCAACUGGUUCCAAAGGAAACACUCAUUUUUCUCUUUAAAUCUCUUCGAUUAAAAUGCCUUUGAGUUGCAUACAAUGCUGUGAAAAAGUAUUUGCCCCAAUCCUGAUUUCUGUUUUUUGUUUGUUUUUGUGUAUAUCUCAUGCUAAAUUGUUUCAGAAAUUAAAACAAAAUCUAAGAUAAAACAAAGGCAACCUGAGUAAACACACAAUACAGUUUUUAACUUAACAGUUACUAAUUCCCCAAAUCUAUGAAACUGCAUCCAUAAUGGGGUUCAGCUGGACUAGACACAACCAGUCCUGAUUACUGCAAAGCCUGUUCAGUCAAAUCUACACUUAAAUAGAACUUUUUCAACAGCAUGAAUUUGGUUGUAGCACACUAUGCCAAAGUUGAAAGAAAUUCCAGAAAUGAUGAGGAAGAAUGUGAUUGAAAUACAUCAGUCUGGGAAAGUUUAUAAAGCUAUUUCAAAGGCUUUGGGACACCAAAAGCCUACAGUGAGAGCCAUUAUCUCCAAAUGGAAAAACUCAGUGAAGUAGAACCAAGGACAACAUCAGAGGACCUGCAGGCCUCUCUUGCAUCAAUACAGGUCACUGUUUAUGACUCCACUAUCAGAAAGACACUGGGCAAAUCUGGCAUCCAUGGAAGAGUGGUGAGGUGAAAACCAUUGCUAACCCAGAAGAACAUUAAGGCUGUUUUUCCAAAACAGACCUUGAUGAUCCUCAAACUUUUUGGGAGAAUGUUCUGUAGACUGAUGAAAGUGGAACUAUUUGGAAGAGAGCGGUCCUGUUACAUUUGGUGUAAACCAAACAGAAUUCCACAUCAUACCUACAGUCAAGCAAGGUGGUGGAAGUGUGAUGGUGUGGGGAUGCUUUGCUGCUGGAUCUGGGCAACGCAAUAAUUGAGGGAAACAUGAAUUCUGCUCUCUUCUAGAAAAUCCUAAAGGAGAAUGUCUGGUCUUCAGUCUGUAAGUUGAAACUCGAGCACAACUGGAUUAUGCAGCAAGACAAUGAUCCAAAGCUUACGAGUAAGUACUAGUCCUAGAAGUAAGUGAAAGACCGAUCUCCAGUUAUCAGAAGCGUUUGGUUGCAGUUAUUGUUGGUAAAGGAGGCAUAACCAGAUUUUAAGUUUAAGGGGGCAAUUAGUUUUUCACAUGGGUGAUAGGUGUUUGAUAACUUUUUUGCUUCAAUAAAACAAACUAUAGUGUGUUUACUCAGGUUGCCUUUGUUUUAUGUUGUAUUUCGUUUGAAAAUCUAAAACUAUUUAGUAUGAGAGAUAACAAGAACAGUAAAACACAAAAACAGCAGAAAUCGGCAAAUACUUUUUCACAACAUUGUAGUUUCCACUAAGAAAGUUACUUCAUACUGUGCAUUUUCCUUCACAUGACUUACCCACUGUAUCAAGUUUGGAUCUCGGUAUACAGUUAUUACAUUGUUAUUGAAAAUAAAACUAAUUUCAUAAUUGUUGCAAGUGUAAAUAAAGGUAAUUAGACAGAA